Theobroma cacao (cacao) is the source of this 1194-nucleotide messenger RNA. The record is from RefSeq and is a predicted model, not a curated record. NCBI's taxonomy places the organism in Eukaryota, Viridiplantae, Streptophyta, Magnoliopsida, Malvales, Malvaceae.
AUGUCUGACAAGACUUCACGACGAUUAUCACGGGCUCGAUGGGAGUUUCGGGUCGUGACAGAUGCUGCUGCUGGUGGGGCAUUGAUGAGUAAGAAUGCUGCAGAUGCUUAUAAUUUGUUGGAAGAGAUGGCUUCAAAUAAUUAUCAAUGGCCUUCAGAAAGGUCGGGUUCGAGAAAAGUUGUUGGAGCCUAUGAAAUUGAUGCAAUGAGCAACUUAGUUGCGCAAGUGGCUGCACUAUCCAAGAAGAUUGACACAAUGAGAGUUCAUGCAGUUCAAAAUUCAAUUUGUGAGAUGUGUGGGGAUGGCCAUUCAAAUGAUCAAUGGCCUUCCAAUUCAAACCCCAACGUGCCUCUUAAUUUUCAACAACAAUCUAGACCACCAAUUCCUGAAAAGAAGUCCCAAGUGGAAGAACUUAUCUUGCAAUAUAUGUCCAAGACUGAUGCCAUAAUUCAAAGCUAUGGAGCCUCCUUGAGAAAUCUUGAUACCCAAAUGGGACAGCUUGCAAACUCCAUCAACAGUAGACCCCAAGGUGCCUUACCAAGUGAUACACAAGUCAAUCCCAAAGGUAAGGAACAUUGUAAUGCAGUUACACUUAGGAGUGGAAAAGAAGUCAGAGGGGUGAAAAAAAAAUCAAUUGAAUCUUUAAAGGAGCAUAUAGAUGAUGACAAGGCAAUUGUUGAUAAAGAAGUUGAAGAGGAAAAGACAGAUAAUGGACAAGCUAAAAAUCAAGGGAAUUUUGAAGCAAAUUAUCCUCCACCACCAUUCCCACAAAGGUUGAAAAAACAAAAGCUUGAUAAACAGUUUGAGAAAUUCCUCAAUGUCUUCAAGAAACUCCACAUAAACAUUCCUUUUGCUGAAGCUUUGGAAAACAUGCCAAGUUAUGUCAUAUUCCUGAAAGACAUCUUAACUAAGAAGAGGAAACUGGAAGAUUUUGAAACAGUGGCACUUACUAAGGAGUGCAGCGCAAUAAUUCAGAACAAGCUUCCACCAAAACUUAAAGAUCCAGGGAGUUUUUCUAUACCUUGUACUAUUGGUAGAUUUAAAUUUACUAAAGCUUUAUGUGAUUUGGGUGCAGGUGUUUCAAUCAUGCCUUUGUCAAUUAUUGAGAAAAUUGGACUUAAUGAGAUACAACCUACCACAGUUUCUUUGCAAUUAGCAGAUAGAACAAUCAGGUUCAGUAUAGACUGUAGAUAG